Molecule: messenger RNA, 1206 nt
Organism: Medioppia subpectinata
Lineage: Eukaryota; Metazoa; Arthropoda; Arachnida; Sarcoptiformes; Oppiidae
Source: the annotation of a GenBank genome assembly
AUGAUAUUCCAGAGCACCGAGUUAAAUAAUUUUUCGCAAAUGUCAGCCAAACCUCUGCAAUACCGGUCAUCGGCUGUCAAUGACAUGUCUGUCACCAACGGAUCCAAUGGUUUGACAGGAAAUGAAAACCAAAGACAACGUCUAGAAGAGGAUAAAGAGGAAGAAAAUGAUGACAACAGCGAUAAAAGAGGAUUAAUGCAUUUCCUACGCUAUGAGCCCUAUCUCUAUAACUGUUAUGUCAGCUCUUUUAUGGAGAAUAUGUUUCUGCAAAAUAACUGGGUAACUAUAAAAUUUUGGUUUAAACUAUCCCAGUACGUGCCAAUAUCGAUAGCACCAUGCACAAUCACAUGCAUCGGGCUGAUUAUAAAUUUGAUCACAAGCGCCACACUAUUCUACUACUCACCCGAUGCUAAACAAACUGUGCCAAACUGGGCAUUCCUGACCUGUGCUGUCGGCCUAUUUCUGUACCAACUGUUGGACGCGUUGGACGGGAAACAGGCGGUCAAAGUACAGGACACACCCAUUGAGGAGGUGUACGAUCACGGCUGCGACGCUGUGUCCGCUUUUCUGGUCACCCAAUCGGUCACAAUCGCCGCUCAGUUGGGCGACAGUCCUGUUCAGCAAUUUAUCUUCUUUAUUGUGCCGUUGAUUGCCUUUUAUAUGACACACUAUUGCUGUCACGUGACAAGAGUUAUGGUGUUUGGCCGGAUUGAUGUGAUAGAGGGUCAGUGGGCUAUCAUAAUAGUCCAUACCCUGGCCUACGGGUUUGGGCAGCAAAUAUUUAUGCGCCGAUUGUUUGUGUUGGACAUCACGGUUAGGGAUGUGCUCUUUGCGCUGACCAUACUAUCACUAAUUGGAUCCAUUGUGAGCAACGGGCGGUUGAUAUUAGGGGCCGACACACCGAUGGACCGGUACGUACGGAUCCCUCGUAUGACUGGUCCCGCCAAAUGGUAUCCAUUGGUUUCGCUCGUGAUUUUGAUCCUAUUGUCAGUCAUGGGAUUCAAUAGACAGAUGAUGAAUGUAACCCACGGUGUAAUGUCUAGAUUUGACACAUGUAUUAUCGCACCCGUGGUUUUGGUCCUAAAUUCUUACGCUAACCUAUUGUCAAACAAUACAUGCCUAGUGGUGGCCCUCCUGUACGCCCUUUGCGAUCAUGUGUUGUAUUUUUCGCUCUCAAGUAUAGAUAUGAAGAGGGCUUUAGAUCUG